Messenger RNA from Scheffersomyces stipitis CBS 6054, 1539 nucleotides. RefSeq lists its product as uncharacterized. Gene Ontology annotation, molecular function: protein binding. The coding region runs from base 1 to 1539 and encodes 512 amino acids. Lineage: Eukaryota; Fungi; Ascomycota; Pichiomycetes; Serinales; Debaryomycetaceae. The transcript is spliced from 2 exons. The record is from RefSeq and is a predicted model, not a curated record.
AUGUUGCAGCAGUUUGAUCGGAUCCGUAUCGACAAUGAGCUUGCCACUAUCAAGUUUAUAGGGGCUCUUCCUGCUUGGGGCCCGACAACUACGGCUUUUGGAAUAGAAUGGGACAGACCCGAAAGAGGCAAGAACAAUGGAGAAUUGAAUGGAAUUUCCUAUUUCAAGACAGAUAUUACAGGAGCAGGCUCGUUUAUAAAGUCGUCGAAUAAGAAAAUCGAAUUGAACAGACAGACUUUUGUCCAGCAGCUUCUUUCCAAUUAUGCAGUGGAUUCGUAUACUGACCAGAGACUCCAUUUUGGAUCCAAGAGAGUCGAAGAGUAUGGCUUAGAUAAGCUUAACAAGAUCCAUGCUAACUUCCUCAACUUGACGUCAGUGACUUUGGAUCAUAAAUUGAUAUACAUGGGCUACGAUGAUGACGAAAAAGAUAUUGUUGAUAUCUUUUCUAAACUUGCAAACUUGGCAUAUUUGGAUCUCGGCUUUAAUUUGAUCAAUGAUUUAUCGAUUGUUUGGGGUAUUAUAGACAGAAUACCGCUGCUAACGAAGCUUAUUCUCAACGGAAAUCGUUUCUUUGAUCUUUCUAAAUCGGUAAUUAUUCCACAUAACUUACAGAGUCUACAUCUUUCGUCUACAAAUAUCAAUGCUUCUCAAAUUGCUGAAGGUGUAACAGCUAAAUUUCCAAAUCUCCAAGAGCUUUAUUUGUCUGGGAACAAUUACCAGGACGAAGAUGUAGCAAAUUUAUGUCUUGAAGAUACCUACUUGGAUGUCUUGGACUUGUCACUCAAUGCUAUCAGUGUUAUUCCAACGAAUUUGAAGCAUAUACGAAGCUUAAUACUCUCAGACAAUCUUAUAAGAGCUAUUUCUCCAGAUUGCAAAAUGGAGGAACUCAAAUCGAUUGACUUAAGACGAAAUCAAAUUCAGUCUUUAGAUUUUAUUGACACGCUUUACUUGAACCUUCCUCGCAUCUCUGAGUUGAGGAUCAACAAUAAUCCCGUAUUCGAGAAAAUGGGUGUAGAAGAAAUGACUAUACAGUUGAUAGCAAGAUUUGAAUGUGACGAUCACAAGAGAAGUUCCACCAAGUUAUUCAAAUUAAACGGAAGUUUACUUAAUGAAGAUGAGAUCAGCAAUGCUGAAUUAUACUUUAUCUCGAAAGUGAAACAAAAUGAAGUAAGUUUCAAGAACGAGAAAAGGUGGAAGAAACUUGUAGCCAAACAUGACAUUGCAGAACAUUUCACUGAUUCUCCAAAAAGCAAAAGAACUACACUUCUGAUGAUAGGCACUCUGCGACUAUUACUUCAAGACAAGAUUAUUAUUUCGAGAUAUUUCCUAAAUACUUUUACUGUGUUGCGAUUGAAGGGUUUGAUAUCAAAGCAAUUGAAUAAUAUCUCAGUCCGAAAAUUGCGACUUCACUACUAUGUAAACGAAUUUGAUAAAGAUUCAACGUUGAAGGUCAAGUUCGACAUCGACGACGACAUUUCCAUUCUCGAUAAUUUUGGUUUUCAUGAAAACCAGACCAUUUACACUACCAUAGAGCCAUAG